AUGUUUCCACAAAUGUCUUUUAAUCCAGGCUUUGGUUUGUCAGUGCCUUACCAACAACAAAUCACGCCUUCACUUUCGAAUGGUACUCAAAUUCAUGUCAGUGGUACGCCAACUGGUAAUAGAUUUGAGAUUAAUUUGAAGAAUCAUCAAGAUGAUAUUGUUCUACAUUUCAAUCCACGAUUGGACGAUCACACACUUGUACUCAAUAGUGCACAACGUGGUUCGUGGGGCCAAGAAGAACGUCAAUCGUUACCGUUCCAACGUGGAGUACGAUUUACGUUAGUGAUAACGGCUACAGAUCACAGCUUUCGAAUCAUGGUGAAUAACAUGCAAGUCUGUGAAUUUCGUCAACGAACACCAAUGCAUCUUGCUCAAUUAGUGGAAGUCAAAGGUGACAUUAAAUUAGAUUCCGUUCAAGUAGCUCCUGCAAUGUUUGGGAAUGCAUUUAAUACUCCGAUGGGUUUUCCACAAGUGGGAAUGAGUGCACCUUUCAGUCAGCCAGGCCAUGCUUCAUUCAGUUUUGGCGGUCUUAAUGUUGGCUUUGGAAUUCCAUCUGUUCCAGUACCAACAUUUUCAACGGGCGGUGUACCAUCGAUUCAAUCAUGUCGAAUUCAUGUGGGUUCUCGUAUAUUCGUUCGCGGUUUUAUUCCUGCCAAUGCACAACGAUUUGAACUCAAUUUGUUGCAAGGUUACAACGAUAGCGACGAUAUUGCAUUCCAUUUCAAUCCGAGAUUCGACACGCGACAAAUCGUCAAAAAUCAUCGACAACAUGGUCAAUGGGGUCAUGAAGAGAAUCAAUCUUUUCCCCCUUACACGCCACUUAUGCCUGGCAUGCAAAUUGAUUUACAAAUUACAUGUAAUCCAGAUCGUUAUACCAUUUAUAUGAACAAUAACAUGAUUGCAGAGUAUUUUCAUAAGAUCACACCUGGCUCCGUGAUGGCCAUUCAAUACAAAGGUGAUAUAUCGGUGACAAGCAUUGGUCAAAUGUGA
Messenger RNA from Adineta ricciae, 990 nucleotides. The record is from the annotation of a GenBank genome assembly. NCBI's taxonomy places the organism in Eukaryota, Metazoa, Rotifera, Eurotatoria, Adinetida, Adinetidae.